AUGGUAAACUCGACCGAGCCAAUCUUCAUUACGCCAGACGGCACCAUCUACAUCGGCGGCGGCGAUGACGCCAACUGCACCGUGUCCGUGUGCCCGAUCGACAUGAGCGUCUACGGCUACCGACCGUCGCUUGGUGCCAGCGGUGCCCUCAUCGCGCUGUACAGUCUCUGCAUCAUCGCUCAGGUGCUCCUGGGAUGGCGGUACCGGGCAUGGGGAUUCAUGAGUCUCAUGGUGCUGGGCUGCGUCGACGAGAUCAUCGGAUACGUGGGGCGGAUCUUGUACUGGCAGAACCCGUGGGCGCAGCCUGGGUUUAUUAUCCAGAUUGUCUUGAUCACCAUCGGGCCCGUUUUCUUCUGUGCCGCCAUCUACGUGUUGCUCGCUCAGAUCGUCAAGUACAUCUCCCUCUCAUCCUCACGCUUCGCCCCCAAAUACAUCUACUGGAUCUUCAUCCCCUGCGACAUCAUCAGCCUGGCCCUCCAGGCCGCGGGCGGGGGCCUGUCAUCCUCAUCGGACGGCGGAUCCCAGUCGGGCGUCGACAUCGCCCUCGCGGGAUUGGGAUUCCAGGUCUUCACGCUCGCAGCAUUCGUGGUGCUGGCCAUCGACUACGCCAUCCGCAGCCGCGCCGUGUGGAUGUCCGUCCCCCGCCUGCCCCGGCGCUUCGUCGUCUUCUGCGGGUUCCUGUCCGCGGCGACGAUCCUGAUCCUCAUCCGUUGCUGCUACCGCGUCUACGAGCUGAGCGGGGGUUAUUCGCGCGACAGCGACGCGUUGAGGGAUCAGACGCUGUUUAUCGUCUUUGAGUCUGUAAUGAUCAUCGUCGCCUCCUUCUGCCUCAUCCCCGCCCACCCGGGCUUCGUCUUCAAGACCGGCCACGAACAACUCAUCCCGGACGACGAGGCCAUGGCCGAAAAGCGCAUCUCUCCCACCAUCAGAUCAGCCAGUGACUCGCCAGAAUAG
Messenger RNA from Fonsecaea nubica, 954 nucleotides. RefSeq lists its product as hypothetical. Gene Ontology annotation, cellular component: plasma membrane; fungal-type vacuole. The record is from RefSeq and is a predicted model, not a curated record. The transcript has 4 exons. Lineage: Eukaryota; Fungi; Ascomycota; Eurotiomycetes; Chaetothyriales; Herpotrichiellaceae. The coding region runs from base 1 to 954 and encodes 317 amino acids.